AUUCCUAAACCAAGCAUUGGGAGUCACAGAUACGCAGAGCAAAACAAUCUGAAAGUUGCACCCUUUACCUGACAGUAAACAGGUACAAACUGAUCGAGAGUUGGGCCGUUUCAAUGUAUAAAAGAGAACUGAAAACGCUGCAUCGAUUAUGGACGGAUACGAGUUAUUUUCCAGCUGCAAGAAGGGGGACAUUUCUAGAGUCAGGUAUCUUGUUGAAGAACGAGACGUGGACAUUAAUUUGAGGGAUAAAUGGGACUGCACCCCACUGUAUUGUGCUUGCCUCUGUGGUCAUGAAGAACUUGUCCAGUACCUGUUGGCUCAUGGUGCCAAAUGCGAAGCCAACACAUUCGAUGGAGAGAGGUGUGUGUACGGCUCCCUGAAAGACUCUAUUCGACGUCUGCUCAAAGAACACAAGUGCAUUACUGCCAAAACAAUGCAACGGGACUACUUUGACUACUUCCUGCACAUGAUACUUGAGCAGGGACAGCACAGUGAUGUAAAGUUCAUGAUCCAUGGCGAGAUAUUCCUGGCUCACCGCUGUGUUCUCAGUGCACGAUCCGAGUACUUCACGACAAUGUUUGAAACCAAGUGGAAAGGAAAGAACUUGAUCACACUCAAACACCCUUUGAUAAACCCUGCAGCUUUUGGAGCGCUCCUGCAGUAUAUCUACACAGGACGUAUGGACAUCAACGUAAGCUUUAUUGAAGACUGCAGACUGCUGGCUAAACAGUGUAAAAUGGAUGACCUUACAGAGGACCUUCAGCAUAAAUGUAAACAGGUGUAUGAAUAUGUUUCCAAUAAACCUGGAAUCUGUGUGAAGGUGCUUACCCUUGGACCUCACAGCGAUCGGCUGCAGGACCAUAUGCUGCAGCUGGCAGUGGGUGCCCUGCCUGCAGAAUUAAGAGUUGGAUGUGGUCAGCUUCCUUUUAUCAUAACCGAUGACUACCCCACUUACCCGGACAUUGCCUUCAAAGUGGAAGGGUACAAUUUCUUAUGUCACAAGGCAUUUUUCUGCGUACGUAGCGACUACUUUAAAGCUAUGUUGGAGGACCAUUUCAGUGAGGGAGAAAUACUGACCUCCCAGCCCAACGUCCCAGUGCUCACGCUCCACAACAUCUCCUAUGAAGUGUUUAUCUGCCUCCUUUACUACAUCUACGGUGAUGAUACUGAGUUAUUCCCCGACAACGUGCUGGACAUGUUGUACGUGGCCGACAUGUAUCUGCUCCCAGGCCUGAAGCGCCUGUGUGGAGCCGCGCUGGCUAAGACUGUAUGUGAGGACAAUGUUCUGGAGAUCUGGAAGACGGCCAAGCUCUUCAGCCUUUCGCGCCUGGAGGACCAGUGCAAAGAGCUGAUGGCCAAGAUCAUAGAGAAGCUUGUGAAUAGUGCUGAGUUUGCAGAGAUGAUCCAAGAGGAUGCUAGGUCUGUAGUGGAUCGCCAGGAUAUGGACUCCAUCCCCCUGGUGGACGACAUCCGCUACCACAUCACCACUAACGUCCAGACGUACAGUGCCAUCGAGGAGGCCAACCAGAAGCUGCAAGUGCUGGAGCAGCUACUGGUCAGCAUCGGACUCGAGUGUUAAGUGUCAGCCAGGCAUCGUCUUGCAUACACUGCUUUGAAUGACGCUCUCCCUAUUGGAUCAGACCUGUCCUUUAAGUGGCCUUAUGGAAGGUUUUUUAAAUGUUUUGAAUGGAAAAUGUAUAGAAUUGUUGGGGAAAAAAGCGAAUGCUUGAAGUUUUUGGGCUGACGUGUACUUUUUUUUCUCAUUGGUCAAAGAAUUCGGCAGCAAAAGCGUAGAAGUGCUUAUAUUGUGUAUGGUAUCUAUUUAUGAAUGCAUUAUGAAUAAGGGUGACCAGAUAUCCCAGCUUUCAAGGGAAAUUUGCUUGAAGGUGCUGCCCCCGGAAAUGUCCACACUUAAAAAUGUUAUAAUUGUACAAAUAUAUUGAUUGAUUUUUAAAGGUUCUGGUUUACUCAUCAUGAAUAUUAAUUUUGAGACAGUUGCUCAUUAGGCCCGUGUCUAUCUGAGAGGCUUUGAUGCAAACUUUCUUCAAAGGGGUUUAUCUAACCGUACAACUUUUUACCAUAAGCAGGCAUAACCGAUCAUAAACAAUGGGCUAUCAAUACCAUAUAGAAUGGUAUGGUAUUUGAGUUGCCUACCUUAGUUCGUUUUUUUGGCUGGUUUACCAAAGCUUAAAACACAUCAUAGUUAAGCGUUGGGCCAGGAGUACAGCGCAAUAUGUUACUACAGUACUACAUUUACCAUGGUGAGAAUAGGCUAAAUGUAAAUAUGUCCCAUUUUAGGAAUAAUAUUAACUAUUUUGGGGGGGGGGGGGGAACUGCCAAACUACAAAUGUCACCGUUUUUCAUUUGAGGAAUCUGGUCACCUUAUUAUAAAUGCAUGCAUUGACUUGAACUUACUUAGCUACCUUGUUUAAUGGUAGACAUAGCUCUAUAUUAUGAGUAUGGCAUGUAUGAUACACUUCUAUAAUACGCUGUACAAAUACAUUCACUCUGCUUAUUUUGGCAAACAAUGCCAGUGAAUUAGUCUGAAUUAAGAGGUCCGUUAUUUCUGAGUGAUCUAGAAAAAAUACUUAACAUUAAUGCGCUUUACCUAGGUUUUAUGUAGAUAUGACCCCUUUUCUGACCUUUGCCUACUUUCGGGUAUCUUUAACCUAGUCAUAAUAAACUACAAUGGAUGCUAUCAUGGCUA
Molecule: messenger RNA, 2707 nt
Organism: Gadus chalcogrammus (walleye pollock)
Lineage: Eukaryota; Metazoa; Chordata; Actinopteri; Gadiformes; Gadidae
Gene: abtb1
Product: ankyrin repeat and BTB (POZ) domain containing 1
Exons: 12
Coding region: 149-1579 (476 amino acids)
Cellular component (GO): ubiquitin ligase complex; cytoplasm
Molecular function (GO): protein binding
Source: RefSeq, a predicted model, not a curated record